Molecule: messenger RNA, 2622 nt
Organism: Tyto alba (common barn owl)
Lineage: Eukaryota; Metazoa; Chordata; Aves; Strigiformes; Tytonidae
Product: tyrosine-protein kinase ZAP-70
Exons: 12
Coding region: 2-1825 (607 amino acids)
Biological process (GO): cell surface receptor protein tyrosine kinase signaling pathway; intracellular signal transduction; cell differentiation
Cellular component (GO): extrinsic component of cytoplasmic side of plasma membrane; cytoplasm
Molecular function (GO): signaling receptor binding; ATP binding; non-membrane spanning protein tyrosine kinase activity
Source: RefSeq, a predicted model, not a curated record
GAUGCCGGAUGCUGCUGCUCACCUGCCCUUUUACUACGGCAGCAUCGCCAGGUCAGAGGCGGAGGAGUACCUCAAGCUGGCGGGGAUGGCGGACGGCCUGUUCCUGCUGCGGCAGUGCCUGCGCAGUCUGGGGGGUUACGUCCUCUCCAUGGUCUGCAACCUGCAGUUUUACCAUUACGCCAUCGAGCGCCAGAUGAACGGCACCUACGCCAUUGCGGGGGGCAAAGCCCACUGUGGGCCGGAGGAGCUCUGCGAGUUUUAUUCCAAGGACGCCGACGGGCUCUGCUGCGCCCUCCGCAAGCCCUGCAACCGCCCCAGUGGCGUGGAGCCCCAGCCCGGUGUCUUCGACAGCAUGAGGGACAAUAUGGUGCGCGAAUAUGUCCGGCAGACGUGGAAACUAGAGGGGGACGCACUCGAACAGGCCAUCAUAAGCCAGGCUCCCCAGGUGGAGAAGCUCAUUGCCACCACGGCCCAUGAGAGGAUGCCCUGGUACCAUGGCAGCAUCGCCCGGGAUGAAGCUGAACGAAGGCUCUACUCAGGGGCACAACCUGACGGGAAAUUCCUGCUGAGAGAAAGGAAGGAAAAAAGUGCCUACGCCCUCUCCCUCGUCUAUGGCAAAACAGUGUAUCACUAUCGGAUAGACCAGGACAAGUCUGGCAAGUACUCCAUCCCCGAGGGGACCAAGUUUGACACGCUCUGGCAGUUGGUGGAGUACCUAAAACUCAAACCAGACGGGCUGAUUUUCUACCUGAGGGAAACCUGCAGCAACCCCAACAUGCCAGCAUCUGCAGCACCGAUUCCACCAACGCACCCCUCCGUGAGUAGACACCUUGGGCCUCUCAACGCAGACGGAUACACACCAGAGCCUGUAGGUGCAGGAAAGUCACGCUUGCUACCCAUGGACACCAGUGUCUACGAGAGCCCGUACAGUGACCCUGAGGAACUGAAGGAUAAGAAACUUUUCCUGAAGAGGGACCACCUGAUGAUCGAUGAAGUGGAACUGGGGGCAGGAAACUUUGGCUGCGUUAAGAAAGGAGUCUACAAAAUGAGAAAGAAACAGAUUGAUGUGGCCAUAAAGGUGUUGAAGAGCAACAAUGAGAAAACAGUGAAGGAUGAAAUGAUGAAGGAAGCCCAGAUCAUGCAUCAGCUGGACAACCCCUACAUUGUCCGCAUGAUUGGGGUCUGUGAGGCAGAGUCCUUGAUGCUCGUGAUGGAGAUGGCUUCUGGAGGGCCGCUCAACAAGUUCUUGGCUUCCAAGAAAGAUGAGAUUACAGUCAGCAAUAUUGUGGAGCUGAUGCACCAAGUAUCGAUGGGGAUGAAGUACUUGGAGGAAAAAAACUUUGUCCACAGGGAUCUGGCAGCCAGAAAUGUCCUGCUGGUCAACCAGCAUUAUGCCAAGAUCAGUGACUUUGGGCUCUCCAAGGCUCUUGGUGCUGAUGACAGUUACUACAAGGCCAGAACAGCAGGAAAGUGGCCCUUGAAAUGGUAUGCCCCAGAGUGCAUCCUCUAUCACAAGUUCUCCAGCAAGAGUGAUGUAUGGAGCUAUGGUGUGACCAUGUGGGAGGCCUUCAGCUAUGGUCAGAAACCGUACAAGAAAAUGAAAGGCCCAGAGGUCAUCAGCUUCAUAGAGCAAGGGAAGCGUAUGGACUGCCCCACCGACUGCCCGGCAGAGAUGUACGCCCUCAUGCAGCAGUGCUGGACCUACAAAUGGGAAGAGCGUCUAGGAUUUAUUACUGUGGAAAACAUAAUCCGUUCCUACUACUACAGUAUUGCUACCAAGACAGAAAAUGGGCCAGAGGCAGAGGACAAGUCUAAACUUCCUUGAGUUUUCUUCUCUACUCCUCAAUACAUACCCUUCCUGCAUGGGACCUGGAAAGACUCUGCAAAUUUUUGCUUUAAUCUCUCAAAUGUUGGUUUUGUUUUUCAAGUAGUUCCAGAACGAAGAACCUGGUCUGUCAUAGCGGACAAGGGCACUCAGCUGUGCCUCACGUUUCCAAACAGCUGGCCACGAUUUACAUCUCCAGCCUGACCCAGCACAGGACAGUACAGACACUCUUACGGUUCCUUCUUAUCCACUUCCAAAAUUACCCCAGGAACUCAGAGUUUAGUGCCUACCAGGAUCAGUAAGGAUGAACUGUGUUGGCUUCAGCAGACCCGGAUUUUUCCAGACCCUUUAAAAACCAAUUCUUUCACAGGAAACCACCAAGUACACACUUCUGGUGAGGUUUGCAUGGGGUGUGACACAGGACAGGGAGCCGUCAAGUCCCCUGCCCCUUGGCUUAGGGCAAGAAGCAGCUGGUGUGCUCCUUGCUCCCAGGAGACAGGGAGGAGCAGUGGGGGCAGAGCUGUGUGGUGCCACUGCUUUGUCCCCUGCGGCCCUGCCAGCCGCAGCUCUUGCCCUGGAGCGCUGCCACGUGCCUGCUCAGCACAGAGCAGGGUGUGCAUCCCCCUGCACUGCCACAGCCCUCCAAGGGGGGUUAUGGCUCCUGAAACAACACCCCGGACCCAUUGCUCACCGCCUGGAUCUCAACUGGCCCCUCUGUGCUAAUGAAAUAAGCAUCUCGUUUUCAAGCUUGAAAACCGGUCAUCCUGUAAAUAAACCAUUCUAUAUUUUUUAACAUA